AAUAAUUCCUCAUCAUCCCUGUACGAUGCCGUUUCUCCUCACAGGGCACUAACUGCAUCGCAGUCAAAUCUCCUCCCCCUAACUCUCAUCUCAUAGCUAUAUCUUCAUGUUCUUCUACUAAGAGCUGAUUCUACUUUUCUCGAUUUCAGGCACCCCUUCAUCAAACCCUAGCCUCAAAACCUACGUCCAACUGAACCAUGGCGUUGAAGCAUCUCCUAGCUCUCGCCCGCCGGUCUCACAGACCUCCACCCUCUGCUCUUUCCGCUGUCCGAUCCUCGUCCACCGCCGUCGCCUCUUCCUCGCCAUCUACUCCUCCCUCUCCUCCUCCUCCAAACGCCAUGAUCUAUGACCGUCUCGCCGAAUCAGUCAAAUCCAAGCUCAAACAGCUCGAGAACCCUGACCCAAGGUUCCUCAAAUACGGGUCCCCUCACCCGACUCUCACGACCCAUACCCAUAUUCUCUCCGCUCCGGAAACCCGCAUCACUACGCUCCCCAAUGGCCUCCGUGUCGCGACGGAAUCCACUCUUGCUUCAAAAACAGCAACAGUGGGGGUCUGGAUCGACGCUGGGUCUCGAUUCGAGACUGACGAUACUAAUGGAACGGCGCAUUUUCUAGAGCACAUGAUUUUCAAAGGGACAGAGAGGAGGUCUGCGAGGGACCUUGAGGAGGAGAUUGAGAACAUGGGCGGCCAUUUGAAUGCCUACACUAGUAGGGAACAGACUACUUACUAUGCCAAAGUUAUGGACAAGGAUGUCAACAAGGCAUUGGAUAUUUUGGCUGAUAUACUGCAGAACUCGAAAUUCGAUGAGAACCGUAUUAGUCGCGAGAGGGAUGUGAUUUUAAGGGAAAUGGAAGAGGUUGAGGGGCAGACAGAGGAAGUUAUCUUUGACCAUUUGCAUGCAACUGCAUUCCAGUACACUCCUUUGGGUAGAACUAUUCUUGGACCAGCUAAAAAUAUCAGGUCAAUUACCAGAGAUCAUCUUCAGGGCUAUAUACAGACGCAUUACACUGCUCCCCGGAUGGUCAUUGUUGCUUCUGGAGCAGUUAAGCAUGAGGAAGUUGUUGAGCAAGUAAAGAAGUUGUUUACUAAGUUAUCAGCUGAUCCAACCACUGCUUCUCAGCUGGUUGCAAAAGAACCAGCCUUUUUUACUGGAUCUGAGGUUAGGAUAAUUGAUGAUGAUAUUCCUUUGGCACAAUUUGCGGUUGCUUUUGAAGGAGCAUCCUGGACAGAUCCAGAUUCUAUUGCUCUAAUGGUUAUGCAGGCUAUGCUGGGUUCAUGGAAUAAAAGUGCUGGAGGUGGAAAGCACAUAGGUUCUGAGCUUGCACAAAGGGUUGGCAUUAAUGAAAUAGCAGAAAGCAUGAUGGCUUUUAACACCAACUACAAAGACACCGGCCUGUUUGGUGUUUAUGCAGUUGCUAAGGCAGAUUGCUUGGAUGAUUUAGCCUGGGCAAUUAUGUAUGAGACGACCAAGUUGAGUUAUCGAGUUUCUGAAGCUGAUGUCACACGUGCUCGAAAUCAGUUGAAAUCAUCACUGCUACUUCACAUAGAUGGAACCAGUCCUGUAGCUGAAGAUAUUGGACGCCAGCUACUUACAUAUGGGCGGAGAAUUCCAUUUGCCGAAUUGUUUGCUAGGAUUGAUGCUGUUGAUGCAAGUACUAUUAAACGUGUUGCUAACAGAUUUAUUCAUGACAAGGACAUUGCAAUUGCUGCCACUGGUCCCAUUCAGGGGUUGCCUGACUACAACUGGUUCAGACGCAGGACCUACUUGAAUCGCUACUAGACUUUCACCCUUUUGAUUUAUUACUGCGUCUGCGUUGAUACAUUAUUUACUGGGCGGAUAUGUUGCGGUUUCAAACGAAUCGCUGCAUUUACGAACAUCUCUUUUGGGGGUAGCUCCCAAAGUCUGGCAAUUUCAUUUUUUGGUGGGGUUAGGUUUCUCUCAGCAAUGCUAGUAUUGUUGAAGAAUAAAGAAUGCAGUGUUCAGAACUUUGGUUCUUUCAAUCAAAGCACCAUGGCCAUUCUUGUCGAUAUUUAUCAACUGAAAUUCUCCUCAUCGCACAGCGUUGAUGUUCAGGCUUUUGUUAUUAAUUCAACUGCUAGCUCCCCCACCUCCCCCAUUGUGUUCCUAAGGGCUCUGGUUGAGCCAAUCCAUUAUAUGCUUUGAAUCCCGUUAACCUUUUUUUUUAAUAAAUAAAUAGAAUACUAUAUAUUUGCUUUAUAUAAUUUGUAAGUUGUACUCCUAAUUUUUCAAAAUUCGAUGUUUACUUGGUUUUUCAUUA
This is a messenger RNA of Manihot esculenta (cassava), 2280 nucleotides long. RefSeq names its product probable mitochondrial-processing peptidase subunit beta, mitochondrial. NCBI's taxonomy places the organism in Eukaryota, Viridiplantae, Streptophyta, Magnoliopsida, Malpighiales, Euphorbiaceae. The transcript has 9 exons. Gene Ontology annotation, biological process: proteolysis. Bases 198 to 1781 code for a protein of 527 amino acids. The record is from RefSeq and is a predicted model, not a curated record. Gene Ontology annotation, molecular function: metal ion binding; metalloendopeptidase activity. Gene Ontology annotation, cellular component: mitochondrion.